Molecule: messenger RNA, 5209 nt
Organism: Xyrauchen texanus (razorback sucker)
Lineage: Eukaryota; Metazoa; Chordata; Actinopteri; Cypriniformes; Catostomidae
Product: ankyrin repeat domain-containing protein 33B-like
Exons: 4
Coding region: 467-1996 (509 amino acids)
Molecular function (GO): protein binding
Source: RefSeq, a predicted model, not a curated record
UUGUAGCACAUGCGUAUAUUCCUCGUUUUAACUUCUUCGGGGAUUGUCCAGCUUCCACACUCAGUAGGCUAAUGUGUGUUGGGAUCGUACCGAUAACUGAAAACUUUCUCACGGGAAGUUGUGAAAGUCAAGAAAUUGUUGAAAUUCACAUUUCAUGGAACUGCAACAAACUAUUCGAAGGAGAUUUCUGUUUCCUUAUGAGUUUCUGAUUGUCUUCGGGAACACUAGAUUGGCAUUUGCAAAAGGAGCUAUAAAAGGUAUACAAUAUGUUUAUUAGAGACAACGGUGAAUUAUUUGAUGACCACGAAUUGGAGAAUAAUAAUGUAUAUGAGACGAAAUGAUUUGACUCCGAGGAUACGUCAAAGAACGUUUGAACCGCAGCUUGCAUAGUAAACGUUUGGGAGAUAACUUUAUUUAUAAAUGAUCUGAUCCACGUGACUUGAGGAUUUUAUCCUAGAGGAGUUAAAUGGUUCUGAUAACAGACAGCAGAGAUGGUGGAGGCUCAUCUCCCGGAAAAGUUAAACACUCUAAAAGUGUUGGCAAUGUUGCCAAAAUCUAUCCCACUAUUGUGGAGGAAGCACCUGAUCGCGCGGACGACGGUGAUUAUGACGAGUAUUUCAGCUCGUGCGGACCGUAUGAUGAUGAAGACUUCGAUGAGUUGGAAGACUUCUCAGAACUGCCGGACACCAUAAGUAUCGUCUCGGAUGAUUCCUUUUAUCCACCGGACGAUGACUUUGCUGACUCCGAGAGGACACCCUCACCGGAGAGCCCCGCGCCGUUGUCGUUUUAUCAAGCGUGUCUCAAUAACAACGCGCUUAAAGUGAAACUCAUGAUUAGACAAGGUGUAACGGAGGAGGAGGUUCACGAGACUGACAAAAACAAGAGAACUGGACUAAUAGUGGCGUGUUACCAAGGGUACGUAGACGUGGUGAUUGCGCUCGCCCAGUGUCCUCAUCUGGAUGUAAACUGGCAGGACAACGAAGGCAAUACAGCCCUCAUCACUGCCUCACAGGCAGGUCACAUCGUAAUCUCUAACUACCUACUCAACUACUUUCCCGGGCUUGACAUCGAGAAGAAGAAUUGCCAUGGUUUCACUGCUCUGAUGAAAGCUGCUAUACAGGGUCGAGUGGAAUGUGUCAAAGCCCUGAUGCUGGCAGGAGCUGAUCUAGAGGCUAGAGACAAUGGAAGGAAGUUCAACGCACGAGAGUGGGCCAUCUUCACAAGCCGCUAUGAGACUGCCUUUGUCAUGAUACAGUUGAUGCAGCAGCCAUGUCCUGAGCAGUUCUGCAACAACUAUCGGCCUGAGUGGCCCCUUCUGCCUGUGCUGGUGGCCAAAGCCCAGUCGCCUAAAGGAUGCAUUCAGAGGAUUUCAGAGACCCUACGCAACUUCUUUGACAUCAGAAAUGUCACUGAAGCUUCAGAAGACGGUGUUCUGGAUCACAUGGUGCGCAUGACAACUGCACUGGGGAGUCCGUUUGUCACAACAGCAUGUCGGACAGUGUGUCCUGGCAGCCCGCCCUGUGUGGGAAAACGGCGUUAUGCUGUUCAGGAGAUACUGAAAAAGCAACGAGUCCAGCACCUGAAAGUACUGGGGCCCGAGCGCCUCGAGAACUACAAAAGUCUUUUCCAGAACUCUCGUGUCUUGUUGGUGCCCAAACCCAAAGAUCGGAGAUCUAGUCUGCAGCCCCAGGCCCUAUCAGAUGGCUCCUCCCUAGCCUUCCGUAGGGGAAGUCUGCUCCCUUUACACCUGUUGAGAAGAAGCAGCGUAAGGCCAGGUCUGGUGGUGCCCAAGGUGAGAAUUUCCAAAGCACCUACACCCAAUUAUGUGCCGGAGAAAGUGCGGAGGAAAAGCAGCUAUGUAGAUGGCCAGUUCCUCCAGAUUCCCAAGUGGAGAUAUAAAGAGCUUAAGGAAGAGCGAAAAAGAGCAGAGGCAGAGGAGAGGAAAAGACUGGAGGCAAUUACGAAAAGACAGCUCUCUACUGGCAAAAGGAAAUAACUGGGACUAUUGUAGUGUGUGCAAACAUAUUUGUACUUGUUUUAUACUUGAAAUGCAAUUUUGAUAAUGGACAUUGCUUAUUUAUAUAUUUAUUGUUUUAAAAGAAAAAAGAUGACUGCUUUUUUUUUUGUAAUGACAAAUGCUUCUGUCCUAAAUGUUAAGCUUGUACAAUAGGGUAAACCAAAUGGUUAAAAGUAAAAAACUUUAACAUCAGCAAACUAGCCAACAACAAAGCUCUCAGAUGAGUUAAAAUGGGUACACUACUAAAAUGAGAUAUUGUGUUUACAUCCCCAAAAAAAGGGUUGCUGAUGGCAACCUUACAUUAUUUAGGGAGAUGUUUAAGGCUAGCAUUGUGUCAGAAUUAUCAGUAGCAUCAUGAAUGUAUUUAGCAAAUAUAAAUGUACCGUACCUCAUUUAAAAAAAAAAAAAAAUGGUUUGAUGGUGUUUUGAGAGUAGCAAUACCUGUAUUUGCACAUAUUUCAGAGACCAAUGAGAGAGCUACAGACAAUCACCAUCAAACAAUGAAAGAGUAAAUGAAACACCGAUUUGCUACACAGAACAAGAAAACAGAGGAACUGAUAAGGUUUGAUAUUUUGGAUAAGUAUAUUUUUUAAAAGGCAUUUAUGCAACUAAAGCACUCAUGACUUUUAUAUCCAUGUUCUGAAACUCUUAAGUCUUUAUAUAUGUAUAUAUAUAUAUAUAAAAUAUAUAAAGAGUGUCCGAUGACUGCUAUGCAGAACAGAUUUUUUAUAGCCAAAAAACAAUCAUUAGAGAACAAAAAUAAUAUGCAUCAUGAAUAUCUUAGUAAUAAUAAUAACAAUUAUUAUUAUUAUUAUAUAACAGUGCAACUUUUAAGCUUAAAUGCAUUGUUCUGUGUUUCUCACUUGAGAGGGAAUGGCAGUAUUUAUCAGUAGGCAUUAAAGAACCAAUAAUAGAUUAAGAACAAAAGUUUUAAAAUCUGUAAUAACUAUACAGACACAUAUAUUGCCAAUCAAAUGUUUGGGGUCACUGACACAAUCUUUAUGAUUUAUUUUUCACAUUUUAUAAUAAUACUAUAGUCAUCAAAACUAUAAAAUAACAGAAAUGGUACUAUGGGAGUUAUUAUUCACAAAUAAAUCCUAACUGUGUUAUAUUUUAGCAUCUUCAAAUUAUUCACACUUUGUCUAGAAUUUGCAGAAAUGUACACAUGAUAUUUUCCCAAUUUCAUGUUGUAUCACCCUGAGAUGAUUUUUAAACAGUGUUGAAGGAGUUCUUUACUUCUUUAUUAUUUGGUCCAAGUCAUCCAUUUCAAAAACUUAAAUAAAAUAAAUAAAUCAAAUUUCAAUUAUGUUAUGAAAAAAAUUAAUAAGUUGGCACAAUUAUAUUUUUGUCAAAACGAAUUUCAAAUAUUUAAGCAUACGCCUUCAUAUCAAAAGGGUUUUAAGAUCAUUUUCAGAACAUUUCAGUCAAGUGACACCAAACUUUUGAACAGCAGUGCAUAUAUUUAUAUAUAUAGCUACCACACAGUGCUAUUUCUGGAAGUCAUUGUACUGAGCACAGUAAUGCAAUAACAAAAUACAAUAUGUAAACAUAUCAAUAAAUCUCAAGUAAAAUAACAGAAUGGAAUGCAAGCAGGAUAAUGAAAAGUCUUUUAAUUAAAGAACGUGCAGUGAUAUAUCUAUUUGAAACAUCUUCCCACUGAUCAUUAUAUGUUCUCAAUAGCACCACUGUGCCUCUGCAUCCAACACACAGAAUACGCAAAAACACACACUCUGGACAGUUAAUUUUAUACGAAGGUCAUAACCAAAUGUUGACCAAAAGUCAGGACACCCUCUUAUCUUAAACUAAUAUAAAACUCUGUUUGAACUAUUGUAAUAAUUAACAAACCAAAACUGAUCACUAGAAAUAAAUGUAUCUCAUUAUAUCUUUGGAAUAAAACUGCUUUAUAAUAAUGUACAGUGUAUAAGUGUGACUUUGCAUUUUUUUAAAUCUUUCUAGAGCAGUACUUGUAAAACUAAAGGUAAAGGAUAGGCCUUAUUAAGCUAUUAGGAACAUUGAGGUCACUGAUUCUGACUGACUUUGACGGACUUAUCGGUCUUGCAAGGUCAGCAUUUCCCUCAGGGCAACACAAAGCUGCAUUAAGGUAAAUUAAACGCCCUCUACUGGAUAACAAGAGCACUGUUCUGUGAAUUGUGGCAGAGUGGAUAUCCUCUCAAAAGACAAAUAGACAGAGGGCUUGAAUGUCAGAUAGACCUCCAGGUUUGGGUCACUCUGAACCAGCUUCAAACCCAGUCACUGUGAAUUCCAGAUACCAUAGUGGAGUACAACCUUGACCUGAAAUAUUUUGUAAGUUUAACUGCCACUCAAACUUUUGAGGUUCACCUUUUCUGAGGGAGAACAGCAGGUUUGGCCAGCUGGUGUGCUAAUGGCAUGUAUGGCCUAUAUGCAGAAGUCUUGCUGCUUUGGGCCCUGAAUAUGUUGUGGGAACAACCUGAAGCCUGCUGCAGCUGGCAGCACUUAUCAAAACCUGAGCAGAAGAUGGCGCCGAGUAUGGCUGCUGCGUUGCGAGCUCCGUUACAACACUGCGGUUUAUUGUUUGUUUUGUUUACAGUUCUUUGUUUUUUUGUCUUGGAUGUUGUCUGCCUUAUUGUUUACGACAGACAAACGCUUUUGGACAUUAGUUCUACAAUCACACAUCGAAAACCGGACUUCAAAUUCCUUAAUGCCGACCCGCUGUUUACAAACACGCCGGCGGAGCCCUUUGUCUGUGCUGCUCGGCCGCGGAAACGCAGAAGGAAAAGAGGAAAACGAGCCGGCGUUCUCAUCAGAGUAAGACGUCGUGCAAAUCGACCCCCGCUACCCAGUAUACUACUGGCAAAUGUUCAGUCUCUGGACAACAAACUCUGCGAGCUGAGAGCGCGGAUCUCUUUCCAACGAGAGACGAGGGACUGCUGCGUUAUGUGCCUUACAGAAACCUGGCUGUCUACGGAGAUUCCAGACUCGGCCAUCGAAAUCACGGGCUUUUCCGUGCACCGAGCGGACAGAGCGAAAGACCUCUCUGGUAAAAGCAGAGGUGGUGGUGUAUGUUUUAUGAUCAACAAAUCAUGGUGUGAUCAGAGGAACGUACAUUUCAUCAAGUCUUUUUGCUCUCCUGAUCUGGAAUAUCUCAUGCUUCUGUGUCGACCAUUCUGGCUGCCGAGGGAAUUCACAGCGGUUAUCAUCACAGCUGUGUAC